This is a messenger RNA of Brassica oleracea var. oleracea, 1673 nucleotides long. RefSeq lists its product as uncharacterized. NCBI's taxonomy places the organism in Eukaryota, Viridiplantae, Streptophyta, Magnoliopsida, Brassicales, Brassicaceae. The record is from RefSeq and is a predicted model, not a curated record. Bases 42 to 1646 code for a protein of 534 amino acids. Gene Ontology annotation, molecular function: RNA binding. The transcript has 4 exons.
CAGUUCUCCUUGUGCUAGUAGCUUCACUGACAGAAGGCCAAAUGUUCGCGACGAGGAAUCUUUUGAGAACUUGUAGACGCUCUCUAUCGUCUCUCCUUCACUCCGAUUCCUCCAGGAAUCUGGUUGUGUCAUCGAAUCCGAUUACAAGCAAUGUGAUGCUUCAUCCUAGUAUCUCCAGUGAUGGCAAUUCCAAUUCAUUUCAGCCAUUGACGCAUCAAGUCUUUAAAGGAUGGUCACGAGCUAUGUCAACGGCUAGAGGAAGGAGCAUGAGGAGUAAAGUUGAGAGUAGAAUGCGUAAGGAGUCUGGUAAGACUUUAAGAGAGAUCAGGAGAGCUAAAAAGCUGAAGAAGAAACUCAUGACUGAUGAAGAAAGACUCAUCUACAACCUCAAAAGGGCGAAGAAGAAAGUUGCGCUUCUGUUACAAAAGCUCAAGAAGUACGAUCUCCCCGAGCUGCCAUCACCGGUUCAUGAUCCCGAGCUAUUCACGCCUGAGCAGAUCCAAGCGUUUAAGAAAAUCGGUUUCAAGAACAAAAACUAUGUUCCCGUUGGUGUCCGUGGAGUCUUUGGAGGAGUGGUUCAAAACAUGCAUAUGCACUGGAAGUUUCAUGAGACGGUGCAGGUUUGCUGCGAUAACUUUCCAAAGGAGAAGAUUAAAGAGAUGGCGACCAUGAUAGCGAGGCUGAGCGGUGGGGUUGUCAUAAACAUACAUAAUGUGAAGACUAUUAUUAUGUUCCGUGGUAGAAACUACCGGCAGCCCAAGAACUUGAUUCCUGUUAACACCCUCACAAAACGGAAGGCUUUAUUUAAAGCGAGAUUUGAACAAGCACUUGAAUCACAGAAGCUGAACAUCAAGAAAACGGAACAGCAGCUAAGGAGAAUGGGUGUUAACCCCGAAGAUCCGGUUGCCAUGGCUAGCAUCCAGAGAGUAGCCUCAACGUUCUUCAACGCAAUCGACAAAAAUGAAGGAAGCCCUUAUGUCUUCCAUGGAGAUAAAAAAUCAGAAAGAGGAGCUAGUGUUGUAAAUACAGAAGGAUCAGAACCGGGUGAUGAAGAAGAUAGUGACCAGGAGGAGUUGGAUAGAUUCAUAGCUGAGAUAGAAGAGGCGGCAGAUAAGGAGUGGGAGGAAGAGGAAGCUGCGGAGCAAGAGGAAACGGGUAGAAUAAGGUAUUGGAACAGAGAGGAGUUUGCAGGAAGAAGCAGAGACUCAAGUCAAGGCUUUAGAAGAAAUGAAAGGGAUACACGUAGCCAGAGGAGAUCCAACCAUAGUGAUGAGAAUGAUGACAGUGAUCAAUUGGAUAGUGGGGAUGAUGAUGAAAUCCCAAGGAGGUUUGACAGGCCGAGAUCAGAUACAAGAAGGCAGGGAAAUGAUUUUAUGAGAAGAAGCUCUGAUCCUCGUUCUCGAGUGAGGAGUGAUGAAGAUGUGCUGAGUGAUCUUGAUAACACGAUGUGGGACUCUGAAGAUGAGGAAGAUGCACCUGCUAAUUAUAUUUCAAGCAGCGAUGAGGAGGAAGAUGAAAACAGGGGAGUAUCGGCAUCUAAACAACCAAGAUUCAGUAAUUAUAAUAGUUCAAGAGAGGGUACUACUAUCAAUAAUUCGAAGACAAAGAGUGGAAAACAAAAGGAUGAGGAUUGUGAUAGUGAUUAGAAAUGAAGAACAUGAGAUCGCAUAGUU